Messenger RNA from Arabidopsis lyrata subsp. lyrata, 729 nucleotides. RefSeq lists its product as uncharacterized. The record is from RefSeq and is a predicted model, not a curated record. Lineage: Eukaryota; Viridiplantae; Streptophyta; Magnoliopsida; Brassicales; Brassicaceae.
AUGAGUAAAAAUUACACUAUAAAUUACUUAAGUCGAAUGAAGUCUAUGAAAAAGGAGUAUUCUGUGUGUUCUCAACUUUUUCGGUUUAGUUCUGGUUUUGGAUGGGCUCCCAUCACAAAACUUACAGCUCCAGAUGAUGUGUGGGCUGCCUAUUUGAUGGGGCAUCCAAAUCAUCAUCACAUGAGGACCAGCACUUUCGAAGAUUUUGAGGAUUUGCAACUGAUUUUCGAAAGUGCUAUAACAAAGGGAAACACCACGUUUGGACUUGGUGGUGAUUAAUCAAAUGCUGAAACUUUUGAAGAAGAUGAUGAUCUUCAAGCAAGAGAUGAUGUGAACUAUAUGGAGAUUAAUGACAACGAGGUAAAUGAAACUUUUCCCAAAGAAAAGUUGCCUACUAGGAAAAGAUCUAAACCAAAUAGUAAUGGAGAUCCAUCAGAUUCAAUUAAUCAUGGUGAGUCUUCAGAGAAUGUGCUAACUGAAAUGAUUGGAGUUGGCACUAACAUCAUAAAUCUUAUUCAACAAAGAGAAGAAAGAUAUCAAAGAGAUGUUGAGUUUAGGGAAACUCAGAAAAAAAAGAAUAAUGGUUGGGAUGCCAUCAAGGAGAUCUCGGAUCUGGAAGAUCAUAUCCAAUAUAAUGCAGUGAACAAGAUCUACACGUUGAAAAUGAAAGAUGUAUUUGUGAGCAUGUCUGUGGAAGAACGCUUGGGUUGGAUUCGCUGUAACAGUUAG